Messenger RNA from Aureobasidium vineae, 639 nucleotides. The record is from the annotation of a GenBank genome assembly. NCBI's taxonomy places the organism in Eukaryota, Fungi, Ascomycota, Dothideomycetes, Dothideales, Saccotheciaceae.
AUGCGUACCUUUGUCCUUGCAGCGUUGGUGGCUCUGACCGCAGCCCACUCUCCUUUCGAACAUCCUGGUUGGCCGUCACAGCCUGCUUGGCCUUCACGACCUGCCUGGCCGUCGCAGGCUGCAGGGUCAUCGCAGCUCAACCCCACGGAAGCUGCUUCCCCAUCUGCUGUUCCAGACGCCACCUGCAUCUCGGCCCCAGAUGCGUCCCUGAUCGCUACCAGCUUCGGCUUGACAAUCUCCAACUACACCGAGGCUCUCGCCGUCCAGCUGUUCACCAACAACUUCACCGACCAAUCCGACAGUGUCAACACACUGAUCCACGAACCAGGCCUGCAAGCUCAAGACGCAGAGUUCCUCGCCGGUCAGGGAGCCCAACCACCUGUGCCUUUCAAAAUCUUGAAUCUCUGGAACACUUGCAACACCGUCGUUAUUCGCUGGCUAUCCGCCCAGGCACUUCCCGUUCAAGGUAUCAGUAUUGCUACCGUUGUACCUGCAAUUGAAGGACAAGGUGGCGGCUUCGGCGUUGGUGCGCAGAAAUGGCAGAUCUCUGCUAUCGUUGCUGAGUUCAACUCUGGAGCUUGGUUGGGCAAUCUUGGCUACCCGGAGUGUAAGGUUGUGGCUAAUGCUACAGCCUCCUGA